Molecule: messenger RNA, 972 nt
Organism: Pteronotus mesoamericanus
Lineage: Eukaryota; Metazoa; Chordata; Mammalia; Chiroptera; Mormoopidae
Gene: ARL8A
Product: ADP ribosylation factor like GTPase 8A
Exons: 7
Coding region: 196-756 (186 amino acids)
Biological process (GO): protein transport; anterograde axonal transport
Cellular component (GO): lysosomal membrane
Molecular function (GO): GTP binding; GTPase activity
Source: RefSeq, a predicted model, not a curated record
CGCGCGCGCUCGGGCGCGAGCAGGACGCGGCCCCGGCUCGGCUCCGGGCGCGCGGGGGGCGGCGGCGGAGGAGGCGCCGAGGCCACACCCAGCAGAGAGCGGAUCCGGCCGCGAGUCGUCCCGCGCCCGAGCCCCGCGCACCCCCGCGGACCCGGCGCACCGAGGCCGCUCCGGCCGAGCGCGAGCGCAGCGACCAUGAUCGCUUUGUUCAACAAGCUGCUGGACUGGUUCAAGGCCCUGUUCUGGAAGGAGGAGAUGGAGCUCACGCUGGUCGGGCUGCAGUACUCGGGCAAGACCACCUUCGUCAACGUGAUCGCGUCAGGACAGUUCAACGAGGACAUGAUCCCCACGGUGGGGUUCAACAUGCGCAAGAUCACAAAGGGGAACGUGACCAUCAAGCUCUGGGACAUCGGGGGGCAGCCCCGUUUCCGCAGCAUGUGGGAGCGCUACUGCCGCGGCGUGAGCGCCAUCGUGUACAUGGUGGACGCCGCUGACCAGGAGAAGAUCGAGGCCUCCAAGAACGAGCUGCACAACCUGCUGGAAAAGCCGCAGCUGCAGGGGAUCCCGGUCUUAGUCUUGGGAAACAAGCGAGACCUCCCGGGAGCGCUGGAUGAGAAGGAGCUGAUUGAGAAAAUGAAUCUAUCUGCCAUCCAGGACCGCGAGAUCUGCUGCUAUUCCAUCUCGUGCAAAGAAAAGGACAACAUUGACAUCACCCUACAGUGGCUUAUUCAACACUCGAAGUCGCGGAGAAGCUGAGAACGCGGCCCCGCGCCUCGGACCAGCAGCCCACCCUCCGGACCUGAAGCCGAGCUCCCGCCUACCUGCCCCGUCCCCCGAGACCCCCCUCGUCACUGGUGUGGGGAGGGGCCCUCUGGGCAUCCUAGAACCCUGUUCUGCUGAGGUUUGAACUCCUGUUUUUAUUGUAAAAUAAGUCGCUCCCCUCCGGUCCCCUAACAUCCCGCCUGCCCGUCC